UCUUGUUCCUCUCCCCCCGCAGCCCCCGAGAGAGAUUUUAUUUCGGGUACACCAGCUAUGAAACAUCGACGAGUGUAGCGGACAGGACUUUUAUACUCGGCCAUCGCAUCAUCGUCAAGACUUGAGAGAGAAGAGAGAGAGAGAGAGGGGGCCGUGGAAAAACCAAAACACGGGACUCUUGUGAAGGGGGGGGGCUUUUUGAAAGCAUGGAAUAUUUCAUGAUGCAGACGGAGAAGAUGCCGUCCUUACAGCAGUACAAGAAGUCGGAGAAAGACGUGAUCGGAGGUCUCUGCAGCCUGGCCAACAUCCCCCUCAGCCCGGAGACGGCCCAGGAUCAGGAGAGGCGCAUCCGCCGGGAGAUCGCCAACAGCAACGAGCGCCGACGCAUGCAAAGCAUCAACGCAGGAUUCCAGUCGCUCAAAACACUCUUGCCUCACACAGAUGGAGAAAAACUCAGCAAGGCGGCCAUCUUGCAACAGACGGCGGACUACAUCUUUACCUUGGAGCAGGAGAAGACCCAACUCCUACAGCAGAACAACCAACUCAAACGCUUCAUCCAGGAGUUCAGUGGUUCGUCACCUAAGAGGAGGCGAGCAGAAGAGAAGGAUGAAGGAAUUGGCUCUCCAGACACUCUGGAGGAGGAGAAGGGAGAGGAGCUGAGGAGGGAGAUGCUGGAGCUCCGACAGCAGCUGGAGAAGGAGCGCUCAGCCCGGAUGCUGCUGGAGGAGAAGGUCCGCUCUUUAGAUAGCCACCUGCAUCCAGAGCGUCUGAAGGUGAUCACUCAGCAGUUGGAGGAGGAGCAGGCCCAACUCCAGAGCCAGACUCUGUUACGGCUGCAGCAGAUUCAUGGGCAGCCCGCCGACAGGCACACACAGAGCCCACAGGUGUUGGAUACCAUCACCCCCCCAGCCCCGACCCACCACCCUACGGUCAUUGUCCCGGCCCCGACGCUAAUGCAGCACCCCCAUCAUCACAUCACGGUGGUUACCAUGAGCCCGGGGGUCCAGACCAGCGCCGUGUCAACGUCGAGGCAGAACCUCGACACCAUCGUUCAGGCCAUCCAGCAUAUCGAACGCACUCAGGAGAGGAGGACCAGUGCGGAGGAGGAGCAGAGACGAGCCGUCAUCGUGAGCCCUGCCCACGUCGCCAUGGAUACGGCCUGCUCAGACACAGACACCGACACGGAGGGAGAGGAUUGCUCCAUGAACUGA
Molecule: messenger RNA, 1211 nt
Organism: Lampris incognitus (smalleye Pacific opah)
Lineage: Eukaryota; Metazoa; Chordata; Actinopteri; Lampriformes; Lampridae
Product: transcription factor AP-4-like
Exons: 7
Coding region: 207-1211 (334 amino acids)
Biological process (GO): regulation of transcription by RNA polymerase II
Cellular component (GO): nucleus
Molecular function (GO): protein dimerization activity; RNA polymerase II cis-regulatory region sequence-specific DNA binding; DNA-binding transcription factor activity, RNA polymerase II-specific
Source: RefSeq, a predicted model, not a curated record